CUGGAGCCUCCACGGGUCGGGCAUCGGGCGGGGAGGGGACCUGACCGGGGUCCAAAGUAACCAGCCUGCAGUUCACCUUCCCUGCUUGGCACCCUGUGUCCACCGGCCCAAGGAGGAAGAGGAAGACCAGCUCUUCCUCGCCCUCUUGCAGCCCAGUCCUGCCCCCGCCGGGACCCCGACAUCCCCGCUUCCUCGCUGGGGCGAAGACUUCGACAUCCGGCAGCUGCAGAGGUCCUUUUCGGCCAGCCUCUCCCCGCAAGGAGAAAUCCUGCUGGGACAAUACCUCCACGGCUGGAGGCAGCUGCUCAAGUUGACGGAGGCGCUGGGCCCGGCCUUUGGCCUGAUCUCCCGGGAGGCCCGGUCCAAGAUCAGCAUCAUGCAGUGGUACCGGGAGGGACCUCAGGCACCCCACUACCACACCGUGCAGUCCAUGGUGGACUUCGAGCUGUCCUCGGGCUUGGUGGGCUUCCGGUCCUUGCCGGCCCGACUGCCUCCCUCGGGCUGCCGGACGCUGCUGCGCCUCCACCGCACCCUGAAGUGGCUGGAGCUUUUCCUGCAGAGGCUAGGCACCAGCCGGGAAGACGAGAGCCCCUCCCGGAUGUGUGCCGAGGCCUACCGGGUGGCCCUGGCCCCCUACCACAGCUGGUGGGUGCGGCAGGGGGCUGCCCUGGCCUUCCUGGCUCUGCCCUCCCGCCAGGAGCUGUACCACACCAUCGUGAGGGCGGAGCAGCGGGCAGCCGGGCCCCUCGUCCUGACCACGGUGGAGAGCCUGCGCCGGGUGUACAACGUCACCCAAGAGGUCUACUCCGCCCAUGGGAUGCUGGACCUGCCCUGAGGACGCCCAGCCGGGG
This is a messenger RNA of Pseudonaja textilis, 851 nucleotides long. Lineage: Eukaryota; Metazoa; Chordata; Lepidosauria; Squamata; Elapidae. The record is from RefSeq and is a predicted model, not a curated record.